This is a messenger RNA of Lithohypha guttulata, 363 nucleotides long. It is a transcript of the gene ATG8, whose product is annotated as ubiquitin-like protein atg8. The transcript is spliced from 3 exons. Gene Ontology annotation, cellular component: autophagosome; fungal-type vacuole membrane; cytosol. The coding region runs from base 1 to 363 and encodes 120 amino acids. Gene Ontology annotation, molecular function: phosphatidylethanolamine binding. Gene Ontology annotation, biological process: cellular response to nitrogen starvation; macroautophagy. The record is from RefSeq and is a predicted model, not a curated record. NCBI's taxonomy places the organism in Eukaryota, Fungi, Ascomycota, Eurotiomycetes, Chaetothyriales, Trichomeriaceae.
AUGCGAUCCAAGUUCAAGGACGAGCACAAACUAGAGAAGCGCAAGGCAGAGGCCGACCGCAUUCGACAGAAAUACGCUGACCGCAUUCCGGUCAUUUGCGAGAAAGUCGAGAAAUCUGACAUCGCUACCAUCGACAAGAAGAAGUAUCUCGUGCCCGCAGAUCUGACCGUCGGUCAAUUCGUCUAUGUCAUCCGCAAGCGAAUCAAGCUCAGCCCAGAAAAGGCCAUCUUCAUCUUCGUCGAUGAGGUACUGCCUCCUACUGCUGCUUUAAUGAGCAGUAUCUACGACGAGCACAAGGAUGAGGAUGGAUUCCUGUACAUCACAUAUUCCGGCGAGAAUACCUUCGGCUGGGAAGAGCUGUAA